Molecule: messenger RNA, 228 nt
Organism: Ostreococcus lucimarinus CCE9901
Lineage: Eukaryota; Viridiplantae; Chlorophyta; Mamiellophyceae; Mamiellales; Bathycoccaceae
Exons: 1
Coding region: 1-228 (75 amino acids)
Source: RefSeq, a predicted model, not a curated record
AUGGGAAAAUUAAACAACUCGGUGAGUGACCGAGAAAACGCGCGAGAUGAGAGAUUCGAAAACAGAGGUAAGGCAGAAGUAGGUGUAAGCCCGGUUUCCAGAGCAAACUGCAUCGGGGCCGAGAUAGUAAGUAACUUCCCCGCGGCCGCUCAGAAUGCGAGCUCGUUACUUUACGGGCUGAUUAACGCCAAACAUGGAUGGGAUUCCACGCCCGGCUGCCUGAAGUAA